GGGGCAGUAGGGCUCUUGUUCCUGGCAUUCUCAGGCAUGGCCUUCCAAGCCUGUCAGAGCUAGAGCUAGCCAGGUGUUGUGGAACUACAAGUCUCAGCAGUCUCUGCCAGUAGAGGCAUGUUGGAGCUCCUAAUUCAAGUUGCAAGUGAUGUCGAGCCGCAGGAUCGAGUGCAUAUUCUUCAGUGAGUUCCAUCCAACCCUGGGCCCCAAGAUAAGCUAUCAGGUACCGGAGGAGUAUAUCUCGCGGGAGCUGUUUGACACGGUGCAGGUGUAUAUUAUUACCAAACCGGAGCUCCAGAACAAGCUGAUCACUGUCACCGCCAUGGACAAGAAGCUGAUCGGGUGCCCCGUAUGCAUUGAGCACAAGAAGUACAGCCGGAACGCAUUGCUCUUCAACUUGGGGUUUGUCUGCAGUGCCUGGGUGAAGACCUGUGCUCUGGAGCCCAUUGUGAAGAAGCUUGCCGGGUAUCUGAAGACACUGGAGCUGGAAUCCGGCUUCAUCUCCAAUGAGGACAGUAAGCAGAGACUGGUGCCUAUAAUGAGUAUCUUGCUGGAGGGACUGAACUCCACCGGGGAAUGUUCCCUCCCGAUAGAUGAGAGCAACACCGUGCACCUAAAGGUGAUUGAGCUGCGCGUGGCGCCCCCUACAGCUCAGGAAUAUGACGUCCCAGUGUUCACGGAAGACAAGGAAGAGUUCGGCAAUGCACAGUGGGAUCUAACAACGCAGCAGAUCCUUCCAUACAUCGAUGGCUUUCGCCACAUCCAAAAGAUUUCCGCUGAAGCCGACGUGGAGCUGAACCUUGUGCGGAUAGCGAUACAGAACCUCAUGUACUAUGGUGUGGUGACGCUGGUCUCUAUAUUCCAGUACUCCAACGUAUACUGUACAACCCCGCGCGUACAGGAGCUGAUCCACGACAAAGCGCUGCAGGAGGAGUGCGUGUCCUAUAUCUGCAAGCCAGGUCUCAAGCGCCCCAGCCUACGUGACGUCUUCCAGUUGUACUGCGGCCUCAGUCCCGGUACCACCGUGCGCGAUCUCAUUGCCCGACACGCGCAGCAGCUGCAGAAGGUGGACGAAAGGAAACUCAUCCAGUUCGGGCUGAUAAAGAAUCUGAUUAGACGGCUACAGAAAUACCCUGUGAAGGUUUCCCGGGACGAGCGCAGUCCUCCCGCCCGUCUCUAUACCGGAAGCCACAGCUACGAUGAGAUCUGCUGCAAGACAGGGAUGAGUUAUCGUGAGCUGGACGAACGACUUGACAGUGACUCCAAUAUUAUUGUCUACAUGAAGUAACCGGACACAUGCUGCCCACACACCGGGGGUGGAGACGCCCUCUAAUCCAGGACUGUGUGUACAGAUCGCUGCAACCUCUGUAGGGUGUUGUCAUUGUCACCUUAUAAUGUCCAGUUCCUGUAGGGAGAGAGACGGGACUACGGACCGAUAACAUUGAUCUCAAUAUAAAGUAUUAUAGACGGAUGAAGACUUAACUUUGGUUCUAUUUAAAUCCUUAUCCGGUGAUCUCAUAUAUCCAGUAUUACUGGUCAUCCUCGCGCUGUUGAGUCUUGGGUGUACAUGGCGGAACGACUUCGUUACAUGCAUAGGAAUUCCCCAUUGUGCCCGUCAGUAUCUCCGAUAUUACCGGCUGUUGUUGGACGGCGAUCGAAUAGAGCUCGCAGCAGCUCAAAGUUCCAUGAAAAACUUUUACCGUAAAAAAAACCUUCUAUCGUAUUGGAGUU
Messenger RNA from Pseudophryne corroboree (corroboree frog), 1731 nucleotides. It is a transcript of the gene NPRL2, whose product is annotated as NPR2 like, GATOR1 complex subunit. Gene Ontology annotation, biological process: negative regulation of TORC1 signaling; cellular response to amino acid starvation; positive regulation of autophagy. Gene Ontology annotation, molecular function: GTPase activator activity. The record is from RefSeq and is a predicted model, not a curated record. Lineage: Eukaryota; Metazoa; Chordata; Amphibia; Anura; Myobatrachidae. Gene Ontology annotation, cellular component: vacuolar membrane; GATOR1 complex. The transcript has 12 exons. Bases 149 to 1288 code for a protein of 379 amino acids.